AGGAGCCCGAGACGGAGGACAAGGAGGACAAGGAGGACAAAGGACCGGAGUGAGCGGGGAGCCGCAGAGAGAGAGAGAGAGAGAGAGAGAGAGAAGGAGGGAAGGAUGUCGGAGAGGAUCGCUUCGUGCGGGAGCCUGUGCGACAGCACCAACCUGCUGCUACAGUACUGCAACAACGAUGACACGGUGUCGGCCAGCAGUAACAUGGACAUGGACGACCGGGUUUCCCACCUGGAGCAGAGAAUCCAGCUGCAGGAAGAUGAGAUCCAGCUGCUGAAAGCGGCCCUGGCCGACGCCCUGCGCCGGCUGGGCUACUGCGAGGAGCAGAGCCUGGGGAUGCAUCCAGGAGGCGUCCAUGCUGCUGGGAGGAGACCUCUGGCCGCCACAGCCUCAGCACCGCCUACCAAGGUGCGUCAACUCCUGCAGGCUCUUCCCUCCAGACCUCUUAGUAAUGGCUACGUUCAACAGAAACGCCUGCUGUCCUCCCCUUCUUCUCCCAAGAAAGAAGUGCUGCAGUCCAUUAAGAGAAAGAGUCAGUCCACAGAGCGUCUCACCCUGGUGAGGAGAGAGAUGGGAGCAGAGAGUCGGAGUCGAACCACCUCAUCCAGCAGCUCCACCGGUGGCAAGAGCAAAUCCAAAGAAUGUACCCUCAAUGCAGAGGACGGCUACGUGAGGAUGUUCCUUCGCGGUCGUCCUGUCACCAUGCACAUCCCUGACCAGCAGAGGGAGAGCUACAGCCUGGACCACAAGGGGGCGCUCCCUGACCGCAAGCUCAAGCUGCAGUGGGUGUACGGCUACCGAGGUCGCGACUGCCGCUCCAACCUCUACCUUCUGCCCACAGGAGAGAUCGUCUACUUCAACGCCUCUGUGGUGGUGCUGUACAACACCGAGGAGCAGCAGCAGAGACACUACCUGGGCCACAACGAUGAUGUCAAAUGCCUGAGUGUACAUCCAGAUAUGGUUACCAUAGCAACGGGGCAAAUGGCUGGCAACUCUAAAGAUGGAAAGCUGCUGGCUCCUCACGUUCGUGUCUGGGAUUCUGUGAGUCUCAACACGCUCCACGUGAUCGGGAUGGGGGUGUUUGACAGGGCAGUCACAUGUGUGACCUUCUCCAAGUCGAAUGGCGGCGCCUUCCUCUGUGCUGUAGACGAUGCCAACGAUCAUAUUCUGUCAGUCUGGAACUGGCAGAAGGAGAAACAACUGGCAGAUGUCAAGUGCUCCAAUGACUCUGUACUGGGGGCCAUGUUCCAUCCCAUGGACGCCAACCUGAUUGUCACCUGCGGAAAGUCUCACAUUAACUUCUGGACCAUGGAGGGAAACACUCUGACCAAGCGACAGGGCCUGUUCGAAAAACAUGAGAAACCAAAGUAUGUGUUGUGUGUGGCGUUUGCUCAGAAUGGAGAUGCCAUUACAGGAGACUCCAGCGGAAACAUCUAUGUCUGGGCCAAAGGCGGUAACCGCAUCAGCCAGGUGGUGUCGGGCGCCCACGAGGGCGGGAUAUUCUCUGUAUGUGUCCUGAAGGAUGGCACCAUGGUGUCUGGUGGGGGAAAGGACCGCAAGGUGGUGCUGUGGGACCACGACUACAGGAAACAGGCUGAGAUGGAGGUGGGCGAGCCGUUCGGUCCUGUUCGGGCUUUGGCUGAAGGAAAACCAGGAGAGCUUUUUGUUGGAACCACCAAGAACGCCAUCAUCAGAGCUGCCUUCCCUGAUACAUUAACUCCUGUUGUACAGGGUCACACUGAUGAGCUGUGGGGUCUGGAUGUUCAUCCCUCCAUGGAGCAGUUUGUCACCUGCUCCCAGGACAAACAGGUUCACCUCUGGGACACCAACUCCCAUCAGCCCCUGUGGAGCAAGACUAUUGACGAUCCGGGGAGGUCUGCAAGUUUCCAUCCCAGCGGGGCUGUUUUGGCAGUCGGGACCAUGACUGGAAGGUGGCUGGUGCUGGACACCGACACAAGGGAUCUCGUUUCUAUGCACACAGACGGCAAUGAGAUAAUAUCCAACGUCGGGUACUCUCCAGAUGGUAACUUCCUGGCUGUCGCUUCCCAUGACAACUUUGUUUACAUCUACGCGGUGACGGAGAAUGGCCGAAAGUACAGCCGCGUGGGGAAAUGCACUGGCCACUCCAGCUUCGUCACCCAUCUGGACUGGUCGACAGACAGCCAGUACCUCGUCACCAACUCAGGGGACUAUGAGAUCCUCUUCUGGGAGGCAUCCAGUGGUAAACAUGUGACCAGCAUGGACACGGUGCGUAACCUGGAGUGGGCCACUUACACCUGCACUCUGGCCUUCAAUUCCUUUGGAGUUUGGCCGGAUGGAGCAGACGGCACAGACAUCAACGCUGUGUGCAGGUCACACGAUGGAUCCCUGCUGGCCUCUGCCGAUGACUUCGGCAAAGUGCACUUGUUCUCCUUCCCCUGCUCCCAACCAAGGGCUCCAAGCCACGAGUACGGUGGCCACAGCAGUCACGUGACCAACGUUGCCUUCCUGCACGACGACAGUCACCUGAUCUCCACUGGCGGGAAAGAUACCAGCGUCCUGCAGUGGGUGCGCCUAGUCAAGGCAAUCAGUCCGCAAUCUCUAAUCCCCACAAGCGGGGGAGCAGCAUUCUGUGUGACCCCCUGUCUCGUCUUCUCUGUUUUAUCCUCCUGCCACUAGGGGGCAGCAACGCCUCUGUGCCUACCGGAAGUUCAAAAAAACAAAAACGCAAACAAAUAGAUCGACCAACACCUCACACCAGAUGAGAUGAUGAGUAUUCAUUGUAAUAAAUGGAAUAGUAUUUAGUUUCCAUCUUUUUGUAAUAGAAUGUAGAGAAAGCCACUUGCUUCCACACAGGAAGGGAAUUCUCUCCCCCCCCCCCCCCCAAAAAAAUAUUAAUAUAUAGAUAAAUUGAAAAAAAAUAAAACAACAAGUGCAACAGGAAUGGAACUGGCAGCCUGCUGCUAAUGACACAUAGUAAACCUGUGACUUUAGCAUUAGUACUAACUGUGCCUAAACUGUAUUUAUCUUAACCACCUUUAACAGGAAUUCCACCUAUUUUAGGGACGGGUGUGUUUGCAUGUUUUAGCUCCUCAAUUGCUAGAACUCCUAAAAUAGGCGGUAUUCCCCUUUACAAUAGUCAUUAUGAUCCCAUUGCCUUUCUCAUACUACACUUUUCCAUCCCUCAGCCUGACUUCCAAACUCUUAAGGUGCAUAAUGUGAGUAUUACAGAUUGCUUUUGGAGACUGUAAAUGGUACAAAGUGGCGGUUUGGUCCUGAGCCCUUCUCCUAGUCAGCUGCUGUGUUUCUGAUUGUACUACUACUGUAACUGUGCUGAGACGGCACUAGAGGGCGCUACAAUAUAAGAGAAUGAGCAUGACUGAGGCUACCCUCCUGUAGAUGCUGUUAACAUUGCAAAGGUCUCUAGAGUAAAUCUAUAUAUAUUAUGCAGUAUAUCCAAGUGGCUGUGUUAUUUUAAUAUUUAUCUGUAUCGAUGAUGGAUGUUAUUAAUAUUCGUGUGGCACUUUUAGCGAUUGACAGAAGGGUAAUGUAGGGUACUGUGCUAGAGAAGUGAGCUUGAGCUGUGCUUGCCUUCUGCUUUGUUAAUAAAGUUUUUACCCAAG
Messenger RNA from Scophthalmus maximus (turbot), 3602 nucleotides. It is a transcript of the gene eml2, whose product is annotated as EMAP like 2. Gene Ontology annotation, biological process: microtubule cytoskeleton organization. The record is from RefSeq and is a predicted model, not a curated record. Gene Ontology annotation, molecular function: microtubule binding. NCBI's taxonomy places the organism in Eukaryota, Metazoa, Chordata, Actinopteri, Pleuronectiformes, Scophthalmidae. Gene Ontology annotation, cellular component: mitotic spindle.